This is a messenger RNA of Limulus polyphemus (Atlantic horseshoe crab), 2002 nucleotides long. Its product is annotated as homeobox protein orthopedia-like. The record is from RefSeq and is a predicted model, not a curated record. NCBI's taxonomy places the organism in Eukaryota, Metazoa, Arthropoda, Merostomata, Xiphosura, Limulidae. Gene Ontology annotation, molecular function: DNA binding; DNA-binding transcription factor activity, RNA polymerase II-specific. Gene Ontology annotation, biological process: regulation of DNA-templated transcription; neuron differentiation. The transcript has 3 exons. The coding region runs from base 353 to 1348 and encodes 331 amino acids.
GCAGAUAUAUUCGCCACUCUGUAAAAGGUAGUUAGUUGUCAGUUUCGGAUCCCAAUCUUCCAUUGUUGGUACGGUCGUGACAGGAAGACGCAGAAGGCUGACUGUCUCACGUCUUUCACGAUGGCGGCCCACCCACUGCGAGUAGAAAGGCAACGAAGAACGUGUACUGGAUCAGCCGAUUGGCUGACUUAAGCGGGCACGUGGAUCGGUUCUCAAAGAAAAGGCUGAUUGGUGUUCUAAAUGAGUGAAAAUCCUGGCUUGCAGCGAUUGAUAAGCGAACUCGGUACAGAGAACAGACAGGCGAAGUUCACUUUACUCCGGUUGCAUCUCAGAAGAACUAAGUUAUAGAGAAAUGUUAAACCACCUGCAUAGCUCCACAACUCCCAUAGUGACGAAGGACGACGGAACAGGAGAAAGUCUUAAGCCUAAUGGAAGGGUGGAUCACCUUUACACACCCGGUGGAUCCACCCUCCAAGUGUUGGAGUCUACUGGUAUCCAGGGGCGACCCAUGAUCAUCCCAUGCAGCGGAAGUGGCGGCAGCUCAGGCCAAGCUCCGGGUUCUGAUGCAGACAAGCCUCUCAAGCAGAAGCGGCACCGGACCCGGUUCACUCCUACCCAGCUUCAGGAACUAGAGCGAAGCUUCUCCAAGACCCAUUAUCCAGAUAUCUUUAUGAGGGAAGAACUAGCCAUGAGAAUUGGACUCACAGAAUCUCGUGUACAGGUUUGGUUCCAGAACCGCAGAGCCAAGUGGAAAAAAAGGAAGAAGGCAACUAAUGUGUUCAGGAACCCUGGGGUUCUUCUACCGUCCCACAGUCUGCCUCCUCUGGGCUUUAUGAGUGACGGGCUGUGUUCCUUUGGAGCCGGAUCGGAUGCACGCUGGUCCAUGGCUGCGGGUAUGACUCAAAUGGGCACACCACCGCUGACGCUGGGUCCGUCGACUCUCUCACUACAAUCUGGUCUCGGUCAGUCGUUGUCUACCGCUUCCAUGACCGGAAUAAACCAGCCUGGCGUUCCGCUUAACCACGGUCCUUUGGCUGGCUCAGUUACGACUACGGGAUGUAAUGCCUACCCGUCUCACUACGGUCUAAACACGCUCAACUCGCCGUCCGGAAUAGCAACUCCUCACGGCCUCUCCCAAGUAACAACCGGUAUGUCGAUGGUAGUCGCUUCGCCGCCAAUCUCUAGUUCCUCUACGUCGCUGCAGCUGUCCGCCGCCUGUAACAUGUCAAUAGGAGCACUCGAUCCCGGUCUAGGGAACGGUGAAGGAGACGUUUGGCGAGAAACCAGUAUCACGUCGCUGCGCCGAAAGGCCAUAGAACACUCUGCAACAAUGUCCGUGUUCCGAUGAAACCUGUCUUGAUUUCUUUUUCUCCCGUUGAAACAUCCAGAAGAACUUUUAUAUUAUAUAAUGCUGGGCCGUGUGGAAAACACUGCUUGGAAAAGUGUUCUAGGCCACCAUAUUGAAAAACCGUAGUAAUCACCAGUUAGUAUGUCGCAAAACAUGAGUAUUGAGUGCAUUUGUUCGUUAUGAGGUUUAUCAGUUCUCCUGUAGCCUAAGGUAUUUGCUUUUAUCAUCAUUAAGACCGCUGUGAAGUAUACUAGUAACCUGUCUACUUGCACAGGGAGCUUUUACACCAGCUACACACGUGCAAUGUGUAUAUAAUAAGUGUGCGUGUAGCAGUUUCUGAAUAUCUAACAAAAGCAUGAACAAUGUGUGAGAAACUCUCGUGUCGCUAGAAAACAAAGUCUGAAGACGAACAAUAAACGUGUACAUCGAUACACAGGUGUAGUUUAUUUGUCUGUUAGGGUCCAGUCACCUUUAGUAGUACUUCUUUGGUUUCUUAACUUGAAUUCAAAUAAUAUUGUUAAACUACAAACAUCAACGUUGUAAAAAACAUAACACUCGAUAAAAAUCAUUUAACAAAACCCCAAGAACUUUUGUAAAAACAUAACCCUUUAUUACCAUCACUUCACAAAACAUCAGCGUUGUAAAAAUAUAACC